AUGUGUCCCCCCGUUCGUGCGUUCGUUCGUUCGUUUGUUCGAUUGACCGUUUUGUGGUUGUUGGUUUUCCUGCCAAGACAAGGCAAGUCAGGUUCUUCUCUUGGAUAUUGAAAGUAGUUAACUACGCGGAGUGGAGCACGACGACGGCGAAAGCGGUGUGUGGAAACGGGACGGCAAAAAAAGUAUUGUGUGCGGUGUGCGCGGAAGUGAGACAGAGAGGCAAAUAAGUAAAGAGAUGAAGAACGAGAUUGAUUAGCGGAUCCCCGUCGUAGUCGUCGCGCGGCCAGGCAGUUUGACCUUUUCGAGUGGAGUUUUUUUUAUUUUCCGCCGUCAAUUGAAGUGUUUACUGCGCGCUUCGGAAUCUUCCGGGCACACUUUCGUUGGGGUCAUUUUUGGGAAAACGGUGCCCCCGCGCGAGAUUGGUUGUUGCGGUUGCGGAAAUUGACAGACAAUAGCCACCACCGUCGGUUCUGGAAGUGGUGGUGAGGUGAGAGUUCGGAGAAGGAAAGAGCGAAAUCAUUUUCCUCGUCGCCAGUGUUCUUUUUUUUUGUUUUCGGGACUACACACGAAAGACGUCCGAAACUUGGAGAAGAAAUCAGACCGCCGUGGCGCCGUGUGUCGUUGGGAGUCGGAAAAGUGGCCAAUGUGUGUGAGUUUUCAUUGAAAAGAAAUUAAAUUGGAUGUCAGAAACGCAUCUUGAACAUAAUUUUUUUUCCAAUCGAAAAAAGGUGUCAGUGUUACGGUAUUUUCGUUUGUCGUCCAUCCAAUUCGCAUUCGGGUUUCGGAAGAAGGCAAUGAGCAGAAGAAGUGGUGUUGUUUGACGUUUGUACGAAGACCACAGCAUCAGCAAUAACACAAUCAUCUCAGUUUUUUACAAAACGAUAGAUUGAGGCCUGUCACUGUUGUAAUGUGCGUGAUUUGACGUUCCGCUUUGAUGCGAGUUUCUGCGUGCCGAAAGAGUUAAUAGAUUUUUUUUUAACAUCGCUAUCCUAAACGUGUUCUGGCUGGAUUUAUCUGUGUGUAAGUGGUCUUGUGUGUUCGUGUUCGUCGCGCUGAAGAAGAACAAUAACAACAACGAGUAAUAUCAACAAUAACAACAGAAAUCACGACAGUAGCUCUCGUCGUGUAGCAGGAAGAAGAAGUAAACAAAAUAAUCAUUGAAGAUAAAUUUUAUAAUACCGACACACAUCGGGAAAGGAGCGCCCACCUAGAAGCAGAGGAGGACCGAUCCGGGGCCACUACCUACUUGUGGUCGUGUUGAUUGUAUUCAUGUAAAGUGGAACUCAUAACGCACAUCCAGCAACUGUCACCGGUACACGUGCCACAAGCAAGCACUAAUCAAAACGGAAGUCACUUGCAAAUCGCAACUUCCUAACAAAAACCAGCAAAACCCCCCGCAAGAAAUACUCGACGCUUAGCCCGAUGAAAAGCCAAAGAAGUCCUACUCAGAAGAAAUUAAUAAUCAUAUUUUAAUUCAAUCAACGUCGGCUGCCGUCGCCGUCAGCGCCGGGUGAGAUUAAGAAUAGAAAGAGAGAAUAGUACGCCGCCGCGGUUCAGCCAAGGGGGUGGCAUUUAAUUCGUUUUUAAUUUGUUGCGUCAACGACGGUGGUGAUUUUAAACCGAAGGUAUUGUGUGUUUAAAGUGCUGAGCGCUAGUGAAGAGCCUAAUGAGUUCAUCAGCCAGCGGCAGCAGCAGCAGAAGAGACGCCAAUCAAUGAAGUUUGACGACGAGAAGAUUGCUACCGAUAGUGAAGUCAUGUCCAGUGACGUUAGAUGGACAGAUGAACCCUGCUGCGCAAGUGGCGGUCGCCGUCGAAAAAGUGCCAAAUGUAGUAGUCAUCGCAUGUCACGGAAGGUCGGCGAAGGGGAAGAAGCACCGAUGACACCGACAGUAGUAGCAUUCCAGUCCUGCCCAUUGCCGGCGAUGCCGGGCGCUACGGCAACAGUGUCGGUGGCGUUGUUAUCGCCGCCCGGUGGUAGGAGCUACAGUGAGAGCAGUGAUUCGGAGCAGGAGGGCAGGAGCAGUAGCAGGCCUUCGUCGUCGUCGUCGUCAGCCCGGUGGCAUCGAUAUCCGCUGGCGGUAGUGUUGUACAUAGUAGGAGUAGUGUUAGUAGGUGCAAUUUCCACGGUUCACUGUGAUGCAGUUGGUAGCAGUAGUAGUGUUAAUAGUAAUAGCAGUAAUCAAAGUGAUAUCGCAGGGCAGCAGCUAGCUAGUGCAAACUCGUUGGAACUGGAUCCGUUCGAACGCGCGGGGAUCAGUGGGAGUGCGUACGAGGAUCACUACGAGGGCAGCGGACACUACACACAUCAAUGGGCGGUGCACAUUCCGGAGGGCGGCCAGGAAACGGCCGAGCAGGUGGCCGACGAGCACGGGUUCAUCAAUCAGGGCAAGAUCUUCGACGGGUUCUAUCACUUCGAGCACCGGCACGUGCAGAAGCGAUCCCUAAAUCCUUCGGCGCAUCACCAACGGCGGUUGGACGGGGAUGAUCGGGUACGAUGGGCGAAACAGCAACGCGCCAAACGGCGCCAGAAGCGAGAUUUUCGACCGCUGAAAAGCCCCUACACGAUACAGCUGAACGAUCCCAAGUGGCCCGAGAUGUGGUACCUGAAUCGAGGAAAUGGCCUAGACAUGAAUGUGAUACCAGCCUGGAAGGAGGGAGUGACGGGGAAGGGCGUAGUGGUUACGAUCCUGGAUGAUGGUCUGGAGUCCGACCAUCCCGACCUGGAGCAUAAUUACGACCCAAAGGCAUCGUACGACGUGAACGGAAACGACGGCGAUCCCAUGCCGCACUACGACCUGACGGACUCGAACCGGCACGGGACCCGGUGUGCCGGUGAGGUCGCCGCCACGGCCAACAAUUCCAAGUGCGCCGUAGGCAUCGCGUACGGCGCUCGGGUCGGCGGGGUCCGGAUGCUCGACGGCGACGUCACCGAUGUGGUGGAAGCGAAAUCGCUGGGACUGAAUUCGCAACAUAUCGACAUCUACAGUGCCUCGUGGGGACCGGACGAUGAUGGGAAAACCGUCGACGGACCGGGUGAUAUGGCAACGCGGGCUUUCAUCGAAGGUGUCCGGAAGGGACGCGGUGGCAAGGGGUCGAUUUUUAUUUGGGCCUCGGGCAACGGUGGCCGGGAGCACGAUAACUGCAACUGUGAUGGGUACACAAAUUCCAUUUGGACCCUGUCGAUAUCGAGUGCCUCACAGGAGGGAUUGGUGCCUUGGUUCUCGGAAAUGUGCAGCUCCACUCUGGCGACCACUUAUAGCAGCGGGAAUACCAACGAAAAACAGGUGAUCACAACGGAUUUACAUCACUCCUGUACGACGUCCCACACGGGAACGUCUGCUUCGGCUCCAUUGGCAGCCGGCAUAGCCGCUCUAGUCCUGGAGGCAAAUCCUAACCUGACAUGGCGAGAUCUGCAGCACAUCGUUGUUCGUACGGCGAAACCGGGCAAUCUGAAGGAUCCAACGUGGUCAAAAAACGGUGUCGGUCGGCGGGUGUCGCACUCGUUUGGCUACGGCCUGAUGGAUGCCGCUGCGAUGGUCAAACUGGCACGUACGUGGCGAACCGUCCCGGAGCAGCAAAUCUGCGAAAUCAACGCACCCCAUCUGGACAAGCAAAUUCCACCGCGCACCAAAGUCACCCUACAGCUGAUGGUGGCACACUGCAAGGGCGUCAACUAUCUGGAGCACGUACAAGCCAAAAUCACGCUGACCUCCCAACGGCGUGGCGAUAUUCAAAUAUUCCUGACCUCUCCGUCCGGUACCCGGGUCACACUGCUGACACCUAGAUCUAACGAUUUAUCUCGUUCCGGUUUCAAUCAAUGGCCUUUCAUGUCGGUGCACACGUGGGGCGAAGCGCCGCACGGGACCUGGCAGCUGGAGAUCCACAACGAAGGUCGUCUAUUAGGAUACUCGCUGAUUCGCAGUUGGUCGUUGAUUCUGUACGGUUCCAGCAGUGCACCGGAUCCUAACGAUCCACCCAACGUGCCACGAGUACUGUCCACUCUUCCGCCCCCACUGCCGCCCAUCAUUCCAGCGUCCGGCUACAGUGCUUACUCCGUGGGUAGUUCGAAGAAUUUCUACUCAACCGGUGGCGGUGGCGCUGGCGGCAGCAGCAGCAGCCUUGGCAAACCGAACCGCAAGCAACAGCUACAGUAUGCGACCUACACACCGGCGGCGUCGCAGUUCGGAAUGACCCCCGCCUACCAGACGCCACCUGCAGCGACACCCUCUCGCAAGAACAAGAACAAAAACAAAUCCAACAAAAAUUCUUCCAAGACCACGACAGCCCGACCAAACGGUCAAACUACGUUGAGCGUCUUCGUGAAUUCAUACGGUAAAAAGUUCGAUUACAACAGCGGAAACAGAAAAAACCAGACCCCGAGGCCGAAGCCAUCUACUUCGCAAAACUCCAACUACAACCGCAACGAAAAGUUCAACGCGGCGUCCUCCAGUAUCUCCGAGAAGCAGGUCGCCAUCAAAGCUCCCAAACAGGUCAAGGAUAGCAAUUCGCAAACCCCAUCGAGGGCAUCGUCUCGCAAACCGAUCUCGAGCGGCACCUCGACUACCAACCUUCCGUCGUCGCCGGUGACCGCCAGCAGUAGCACCGGAACCACCAGCCUUACCACGCAGAGUCCGCUCUUGAACGAGCGCUUCUCCACCACCAACGGCCGUAUCCCGAUGCUUUUCCAACAGUACGAAAAGAUCCAGCAAUUCUAUCCGGAGCUGAAACCGUACUCUUCGAUCCGGGACGAUCUGGAUCGACCCCAAUCAAGCGGCGUUAAUGGUGGCAGUUUGUCCUCGUCCUCGUCGAAUCCAAGUUCCGUCGUUACCAAUGGGAAACCCUCGCGGGCCAAUACGAAGAUAUUCUUUCCCGAUACGGACAUCAUCGAUGCGAUUGGACCGCGGAAGAUUUCCUCCAGCCUGCAGUCGGUUCAACCGUUCUACGGACGAACGCAGAGCUCGCAGUUUGUGUCCAGCGGGUCCAAGAGUGGAAAUGCUCAAAUAACGCAGUGGAACAUGAUAUUCUACGGCACGGAGACGCCGGCCCAACCGGACGAUCCGGUGCGGCUGGGAAAGCCCGGAUUCAGCGAUAGCAACUACGGUGGUGAAAUCGAGCACAACUCGCUGGAUUUCGACAACGGCAUCACCAGCGACCAGUGGAGGAAUAUGCAGCAGAUCGGCGAAAGCCACGUGGACGUCCAGCGAACGGCCUCGAGCGACGUGACGGCAUCGGUUUGCGCCAAAUACUCGGGCGCACUCUGCAUAGAUUGUGGUCCAUCUUCCUAUUGGUACAAAGAUCGCUGCUACAGUACGUGUCCGGACUCGACCUUCCCCUCGGACUCGGACCCCAGCCGAAAUCCAAACAUCGACGAUUCGGAAAGUGCCAUCAUCGAGCAGCAACCACUGCCGAAAGGUUCAUUACGACGCAGUGCUGCAGCUAUCGGUUUCCGAUUGGCCGACAUCAACGGUGAUGGUUCCAACAAUUUGGACGACGACAUUCUGCUACAGGCAGUGCCCUCACCACAAGAACGUGACACUCAACCUCAUGAUCAGCGGCGCCAGUGCAACCAGUGUCAUCCAACGUGCCUCAAGUGCGUCGGUCCGGACGAAUUCCACUGCAUCGAGUGUCAGCCUUUAUUUGCCUUCGUCGACGACAAUGAUGCCGAUGUGCAUCCACCGGCUCCCUUCGAGGCACACCGGCGACGUUGCGUUUCCAUCAACGGAAAACAACGCCACGGUGGACCGAGCGGAACAAAUAAAUCCUCGCCUAAUGCCACAUUAUCCGACCCGGCCGAUAGCCAAAAGCUUGAUAAGAGCUGGCAAUCGACCGACUACCUCAUUAUGAUAACCGUCGUCGGAGCGACACUGCUGGUCGCCUUUGUGGUCAUCUAUCUGCUGUGGAGGCGCUGCUUUCGGGGUAUCCUGCUGGGCAAUGGCAUUGGUGGAGGCGUCGGCGGUGCCGAUUACCAGCACUACAAUCGGGUGCAAACAGAAGAAGCCAACGUCGGCAAUGAACCGUCCUACGCCGAACUGGUACGGGACGAGAUUGAUGAUAUUCUGGACGAGAGCUCCAGCGACGAGUCGAGCAAUUUCAUGCCAACCCGAAUCAUUGCACCGCUGGAGAGAUAGAGGCGACCAUGUGGUCAUUAACUACUAGGUACUGGUACUGGUCGCAGGCGCUGAUUUCAUUUCAAACGCUGCGUACCAAAUGGUGCCGAUCAAAUGGGUAGCUGUUUAAUUGUGUUUAAUAGUCACAGAUGAAAAUGCGAUACAAAAAGGAUGAAUGAGCGCAAUUUUCAACGGAACCAGUGGAACUUUGUAUUUUAAUCGAGUAGGGUUAGCUAAUGAACAAAGUGUUAAGAAU
Messenger RNA from Ochlerotatus camptorhynchus, 6364 nucleotides. RefSeq names its product Furin 1 (gene Fur1). Gene Ontology annotation, molecular function: serine-type endopeptidase activity. Lineage: Eukaryota; Metazoa; Arthropoda; Insecta; Diptera; Culicidae. The transcript has 13 exons. Gene Ontology annotation, cellular component: trans-Golgi network; Golgi membrane. The record is from RefSeq and is a predicted model, not a curated record. The coding region runs from base 1714 to 6129 and encodes 1471 amino acids. Gene Ontology annotation, biological process: peptide hormone processing.